AUGGCAACGGCAAAGCCCAACUUCGGUGUCUACACGCCACUAGUGACGUUCUUUGAGGAGGACGAGUCCCUUGAUCUCCAAAGCACUUUGGCUCAUGCAAAGCGCAUGGCCGAAGGUGGGGUUGCUGGGCUUGUCCUCCAGGGAAGCAAUGGAGAGGCUCCUCACUUAGACCAUAGCGAGCGCAAGUCUCUGGUGCGCGCUGUCCGCGACCACCUUGAUCAGCUGGGUUAUGCAGGAUUGCAGUUGAUUGUCGGUUGCGGAGCACCUAGUGUGCGCGAAACACUAUCCUAUAUCUCAGAUGCCAAGGCUUCCGGUGCCAAUUUCGCCCUCGUGUUGCCACCAGCAUACUGGGUUGCAGCCAUGAAUGCAUCCGUUAUUGAAAAGUUCUUCCACGAUGUUGCAUCUGAAUCCGAGCUUCCCAUCCUCAUCUAUAACUUCCCUGGCGUGACAGGAGGCAUCGACAUCAGUUCCGAUUCCAUCAUUCGCCUAGCCCAGUCCAAUCCAAAUAUUGUCGGGUGCAAGCUCACCUGCGGCAACGUUGGAAAACUCCAGCGUGUUUCAUCGGCACUUUCAGGAACAUCAUUUGCUACUUUUGGCGGAAAGUCGGACUUUUUCCUUCCUGCGCUCGUCGCUGGGUCGAACGGCAUUAUUGCCGCACUCGCCAACAUUGUACCCAAGCUGCAUGUGAAGGUAUUGCAAUACUAUGAAAAGGGUGAGCUUCCGGCAGCACAGGAGCUUCAAUCUAAGCUCAGUCAUGCCGACUGGGCCCUCACCAAGGUAGGCAUUGCGGGUGUCAAAGCUAUCGUAUCCCAUCAUUUCGGAUACGGCACAGGCCGGGGACGCAGACCGCUGGGGAACACAACGAUCACGACCUUGAGUCAAGAAAUUGUGGCUCCAAUAAAUGAGGUGGUGAAUUUGGAGAAACUGUUGGGAUGA
This is a messenger RNA of Penicillium crustosum, 936 nucleotides long. RefSeq names its product dihydrodipicolinate synthase family protein. Lineage: Eukaryota; Fungi; Ascomycota; Eurotiomycetes; Eurotiales; Aspergillaceae. The transcript has 2 exons. The record is from RefSeq and is a predicted model, not a curated record. Gene Ontology annotation, molecular function: 4-hydroxy-tetrahydrodipicolinate synthase activity. The coding region runs from base 1 to 936 and encodes 311 amino acids.